GGUACAUUCGAAAACAAGAAAAGUAUUUAAUUAUUUAUCGCAUUUGAUUUUGUAAACUCAUAUUUUUCAAAAAGUUUCCAUUUAAAAAAAAAUGAAAGACCAGUAUUUAAUUAACUUGCAAUUUGUUGAAGAAAUUUUGGAAUUCGUUUGUUUGAAUCUUCCUUUAUUAUACGAAUAUAAAGAACUUUGGUAUCCCAAAUUUGAAAUCCUUGAUUUAGCGAAUAAAACAGAUGUUCUGAUGUUUCAUGACGAUGUAGGCUGUUCAGUGCUCCAUAUAAUAGAUAAGAAUAUGGAAGACAUUGAAGACUGCUUUUAUGAAUUCCUCCACGACAUGAGAGCAUCUGCACCAAUGAAUGAGGUUGACGACGCGUACUUUACAAAAAGUGCUUUAAAUAUUGCUCCAUUCUUUUUCAGCAAAGGCUAUAGUCACGAAUCGUUUCUUGCAUUCUGUGCCAUGGUGAUGGGAGUUGCGCAUAAUUUCUUGCUUCUGGAACAAAAUCGCAUUCCUCAACGUGCCUGUCAUGUCAUUGGCCUUGUUCUAUUCAUGCACCAAAUGACAGGAGAGUUCUAUAAAAAAGGAGGCUGGAAAGGAUUUCGCGACGUGUGUUCUAACUUUAAUGAAUGCCAGAAAAGAAAAGGAAAGCGAAUAAUCUGGCUUACCACUAACAAUGCGAUGUAUAGCUCUAGUGUGACAUUAAAUUUCAAAGAUCUAAAUCACUUUGGAAAAGAAGUGAACUUCGUAGUUAUAACACCUGGACAAUAUUCUUAA
Argiope bruennichi is the source of this 769-nucleotide messenger RNA. RefSeq lists its product as uncharacterized. Lineage: Eukaryota; Metazoa; Arthropoda; Arachnida; Araneae; Araneidae. The transcript is spliced from 2 exons. The coding region runs from base 92 to 769 and encodes 225 amino acids. The record is from RefSeq and is a predicted model, not a curated record.